AAGAUGAGACCCCUGUGUGGGAGGUAAAGUGUAGGAAGGGAAGAGAAUGGCCAAGCGAAGGGGAGUGAGCUGGUCCCAUCCCUGGGUUUUGCUUCCUCACUCAGAGGUGGUGUUGCUGUGUGGCUAAAAAAAACCAUGACCCUACUGAGUGAGGUGCAGGCUUACUGUCCCAGCGCUUGGGAGCUUGAGGGAGGAAGACUGUAACAAGUUUGAGGACAGCCUGAACUAGGUAGAGAGUUCCAGGUCAGCCAGGAUUACUUGGCAAGACUGUCUCCAUCAGGCAAAGGAGCCUAGGAGGAAUGGAAGGUCUGAGCCAGACCAAACCGGAGCAGGUUUGAAUCCCUACUCAGGUGCUCACUAGCUGUGUGACCUAGGUUCUUUCUCUAACCUUUCUUUGCCUCAGUUUCCACAUCCGUAAAAGGAAGAUAAUCAUAGUGCGCUACCUCACGGAGUUAUUUAGAGACUGACUGAGGGAACAGAUUCAGCACUAACGAGGUGCAGCCCUGAGACACCGUCUGGCCCGAAUUAAACACUUUAUAUUUGUGUGUUAUUCUUAGCUACAGCGUGAAGUCCUGGGCCAGGUCAGUGGUUCCCAGCUUUUCCUUCCCUCGCUACCCACCAGUGAGCCAGGUCUCACCAUGACAGAAACUGUAAACCCAGUUUUUCUGAGAAGAAUCUUUACCUGUUUGGGGUCUGUGUUCUACAUGUUGGAUUUAGAGUACUUUUAGUUGAGUUAUUGGAAUGAUUGUUGGGAGAUAGAGAAGAAUAAUAGCAAACACGACUGGGUGGUGGAGGUGCACGCCUUUAAUCCCAACACUCAGGAGGCAGAGGCAGGUGGAUCUCUGUGAGUUUGAGGCCAGCCUGGCCUACAAGUUCCAGGACAGGCUCUAAAGCUACUGAGAAACCAUCUUGGGGGGAAAAAAAAAAGAAUACUAGCAAACUUGAGUUGGGCAGUGGUGGUGCACGCCUUUAAUUCUAGUAUUCGCAAGGCAGAGGCAGGUGCAUCUCUGUGAGUUCAAGGCUAGUUUGGUCUACAGAGUGAGUUUCAGGACAGCCAGGGCCACACAGAGAAACCGUCUCAAAAAAAAAAAAAAAAAAAAACAACCAAAAACAAAGUAAACAAACAAACAAAAAUAGCAGACUGCAUCAGGUGGGUUCUCAGUACUCUGUUAACAUCAAAUCAUCUUUGAGCCUGGUUUCCCCCUAAACACCCAUACCUGUGGCUUCCAUGACCAGACCAGGUGGACAGUGGGAUUGGUCAGAGGAGGGAGGAACUUUGAAGGGUGACAUGGGGACGAAUCUGGUGGGAGGACUCAAAGAAGAAGAACCAAUGCUUUAAUUAUUCGCAUGUGCAGGUACUGUUGUGUGACAAAACUCUUCCUGGGGAGACAAAUGCUUGUCUAACUCACCCCAGAUACGCAGCCCACGACAGACCAAAGUACGGACGUUACCAAAGUCAAUGAGUUUUACUGGGGUCACUUACAGGAAUAUGGGUGAAGGGCUACAGGAGCAGAAAUGACUCAAAGACAGCUGCAUCACCAAAGCCCACCCCAGCAUGGGUGACAGCUCAGAAAAGCUGGGAACCUGGAGCUCACUGCACAGCCUGCAGGUAGCUCAGCAGGUUGGAGAGCAUCCUCUAGGGGUCCUCAGUUGGUCUCUUCCAGGCAGUCUGGCUGGUGUCUGCUUCUUGCAGGAGGCAGUUGGUGUGGUCUCAAAGGUUUUUGUUUGUUUGUUUGUUUUCCUUCUUCUCUGAGAAUCUUCUUUGCAGCUCAGCUUCGCUUCCUCUGAGGGGGCCUCUCAGCUUUUAUUGUUUAUUCUGGCAGGGAGGGUCUUAGUGAAUAUGGUCAGUUUCAGGGAGUUCUUGAAUUUUUUUUUUUUUUAGUUAUGUAUUUCCUUGGGUAAGGGGUUCCCCUGCAGGAUGGAAUGUUGUUUGAUCUCAUGGAGGUCAGAGGAGGUAGGUUUUCUGGAGUUGGAGCUGAAGGUGCUUGUGAGUCAGUUGGUGUGCUUGCUGGGAAUUGAACUCUGGACCCUAGAAGAGCAUUGUAUGCUCUUGACCACCAAACCAUCUCCAGCCCCUUGAAAGGAACUUUCUAAUACAGAGGUGGUCUGGCGUCAGUCAGACUUCAUAUAUGCCCUGCUGCCUGCCUGGUUGUCAUGUAAAUACCUCCAUAUACUAAGCCUUGAAUUGGGCCAGUGUGAAGUUAAUAUAUUAAUAUGUCAUAUUAAUAUAGCUUAAUAUAUUAAGCAAGGUGGAUCAAAUAACUCACAAUAUCUGGUGAAAAUUAAAUGCUCAGUAAGAGUUGAUUUUGUAUUUGUUUAACUUUUUUUUUUUUUUUUUCCGAGAGUUUCUCUGUGUAGUUUUGGAGCCUGUCCUGGAACUUGCUCUGCAGACCAGGCUGGCCUCGAACUCACAUAGAUCUGCCUGCCCAGUGCUGGGAUUAAAGGUUCUUCUCCAUUAUCCUGGUUCCGGGGCCUGGAGGAGGAUGCUGUGGCUGCAGAACUCGGGCUGGACUUUCAGCGAUUCCUGACCUUGAACCGGACCUUGCUUGUGGCUGCCCGGUAAAAUGGCCGCGGCACAGUUGUGGGGCAGACAUGCAUGCUCCUGGGCAGACAUGGGACCUGCAUGGCCACUGCAGCAUCUUGCAGGGGACACAUGCAGGUGCACAAGCCAUGGGACACGGACAUGCUUGGACUCAGAGAACAAGGCGUGGAGGAAGGGGGAGGCUAGGGAGCAGGAAUUUGUGUGGCUUGGCCCUGAGCAGGUGAACAUGGGUAAGCAGGGGACUGAGGCGCUCAGGCAGGCAGGGUGCCUCGGCUCAGCUCUGACCCCUCCUUACCUACCCUUCAGGGAUCACGUUUUCUCCUUCGAUCUUCAAGCCCAAGAAGAAGGGGAGGGGCUGGUGCCCAACAAGUUUCUGACAUGGAGGAGCCAGGACGUGGAGAACUGUGCUGUUCGGGGAAAGCUCACGGACGAAUGCUACAACUACAUCCGUGUUCUUGUUCCCUGGGACUCACAGAGGCUCCUUGCCUGUGGAACAAACUCAUUCAGCCCCAUGUGCCGCAGCUAUGGGAUAACUUCGCUGCAACAGGAAGGUGAGGAGCUGAGUGGACAAGCUCGAUGCCCCUUUGAUGCCACCCAGUCAAAUGUGGCCAUCUUUGCAGAGGGCAGUUUGUACUCGGCCACAGCAGCAGAUUUCCAGGCCAGUGAUGCUGUAGUUUACAGAAGCCUUGGAUCGCAGCCCCCACUCCGUUCUGCCAAGUAUGACUCCAAGUGGUUGCGAGAGCCACACUUUGUCUAUGCUUUGGAGCACAGAGACCACGUCUACUUCUUCUUCCGAGAGGUCGCUGUAGAGGAUUCCCGGCUGGGGAGGGUGCAGUUUUCUCGGGUAGCCAGGGUGUGUAAACGCGACAUGGGCGGCUCACCUAGGGCCUUGGACCGCCACUGGACUUCCUUCCUUAAGCUGAGGCUCAACUGCUCUGUCCCUGGGGACUCUACCUUCUACUUUGACGUCUUACAGGCCUUAACGGGGCCUGUGAACCUGCAUGGCCGCUCUGCUCUCUUUGGGGUCUUCACUACUCAGACUAACAGCAUUCCUGGGUCUGCAGUCUGCGCCUUCUACUUGGAUGACAUUGAGCGUGGGUUUGAGGGCAAGUUCAAGGAGCAGAGGAGUCUGGAUGGGGCCUGGACUCCUGUUUCUGAGGACAGAGUCCCCUCACCCAGGCCAGGGUCCUGUGCAGGUGUGGGUGGAGCUGCCUCGUUCUCCUCCUCUCAAGACCUACCUGAUGCUGUCCUGCUCUUCAUCAAGGCUCACCCACUUCUGGAUCCCACUGUGCCACCUGCGACCCACCAGCCUCUCCUCACUCUCACCAGCAGGGCUCUGCUGACCCAGGUAGCUGUGGAUGGCAUGGCUGGGCCGCACAGAAAUACUACAGUCUUGUUUCUUGGCUCCAAUGAUGGGACAGUGCUGAAGGUGCUACCUCCAGGGGGACAGUCUCUGCGACCUGAGCCUAUCAUACUGGAAGAGAUUGAUGCCUAUAGCCCUGCCCGGUGCAGUGGGAAGCGCUCAGCCCAAGCCUCACGGCGGAUCAUAGGGCUGGAGCUGGACACCGAGGGUCACAGGCUCUUUGUGGCCUUUCCUGGAUGCAUCGUCUACCUCCCUCUCAGCCGCUGUGCCCGGCAUGGGGCAUGUCAGAGGAGCUGUCUGGCUUCUCAGGACCCAUACUGUGGGUGGCAUCGACUGAGAGGCUGUGUGAGCAUCAGGGGACCUGGUGGGACUGAUGUGGAUGUGACUGGGAACCAGGAAUCCACGGAGCACGGUGACUGCCAAGAUGGAGCUACUGGGAGUCAGUCUGGCCCUGGGGAUUCUGCUUAUGGCGUGCGCAGGGACCUUUCCCCAGCUUCAGCCUCCCGCUCCAUCCCCAUCCCACUCCUCCUGGCCAGCGUGGCGGCGGCCUUCGCCCUGGGCGCCUCAGUCUCCGGCUUCUUGGUGUCCUGUGCUUGUCGCCGAACGCGUCGCCGUCGGAGCAAGGAUGUCGAGAGCCCGGGGCUGCCGCGCCCCCUCUCCCUCCGCAGUCUGGCCCGGCUGCACGGUGGCGGUCCUGAGCCCCCGCCUCCGCCCAAGGAUGGAGAUGCUGCGCAAACGCCCCAGCUCUACACCACCUUCCUACCUCCGCCCGACGGCGGACCCCCACCGGACCUCGCCUGCCUGCCCACCCCCGAGUCCACGCCCGAGCUGCCGGUGAAGCACCUCCGUGCCUCCGGGGGGCCCUGGGAGUGGAACCAGAACGGGAACAACGCGUCGGAGGGCCCCGGCCGCCCGGCGGGCUGCAGUGCGGCGGGCGGGCCCGCGCCGCGGGUGCUGGUGCGGCCGCCCCCGCCGGGCUGCCCUGGGCAGGCGGUGGAGGUGACCACGCUGGAGGAACUGCUGCGCUACCUGCACGGCCCGCAGCCGCCCAGGAAGGGCGCCGAACCGCUCGCCCCGGCCGCCUUCAGCUCGCGGCCGCCCGCCCCGGCCCCCAGCCCGCUGCCGCGGGACUGCGUGCCGCCGCUCAGGCUCGACGUGCCCCCCGAGGGCAAGCGCGCGGCUCCCGGCGGGCGGCCCGCCCUCUCGGCCCCGGCGCCGCGCCUGGGCGUCGGCCGCAGGUUGCCCUUCCCCACGCACCGCGCGCCCCCGGCGCUGCUCACGCGGGUGCCCUCGGGGGGCCCGGCUAGGUACUCCGGGGGGCCCGGGAGGCACCUCCUGUACCUGGGCCGGCCCGACGGCUACCGCGGCCGCUCCCUGAAGAGGGCGGACGCGAAGUCCCCGCUGACCCCCAAGCCACCCCUCGCCGCCUCGACGCCGCCCGCGCCGCACGGCGGCCAUUUUAACUUCUGAC
Alexandromys fortis (reed vole) is the source of this 5376-nucleotide messenger RNA. It is a transcript of the gene Sema6c, whose product is annotated as semaphorin 6C. Gene Ontology annotation, molecular function: chemorepellent activity; semaphorin receptor binding. The record is from RefSeq and is a predicted model, not a curated record. The transcript is spliced from 16 exons. Lineage: Eukaryota; Metazoa; Chordata; Mammalia; Rodentia; Cricetidae. Gene Ontology annotation, biological process: negative regulation of axon extension involved in axon guidance; semaphorin-plexin signaling pathway; positive regulation of cell migration. Gene Ontology annotation, cellular component: plasma membrane. The coding region runs from base 2565 to 5375 and encodes 936 amino acids.